UCCAGGGUUCAGGACCCCCACCUAACUGACCCUGCACUGCCGUCUGCAGGAGGAGCGGCCCCCCUACCACCGCCACAAGAAGGGGGGCUCCGUGGGCAGCGUGUGCUACCUGUCGAUGGGCAUGGUGGUGCUGCUCAUGGGCCUCGUGUUCGCCUCCGUCUACAUCUACAGAUACUUCUUUCUCGCUCAGCUGGCCCGAGACAACUUCUUCCACUGCGGCGUCUUCUACGAGGACUCCCUGUCCUCCCAGGCCCGCACGCGGAUGGAGCUGGAGGAGGACGUGAAGAUUUACCUCGAAGAUAACUACGAGCGCAUCAACGUGCCGGUGCCCCAGUUUGGUGGCGGCGACCCUGCAGACAUCAUCCACGACUUCCAGCGGGGUCUGACCGCCUACCAUGACAUCUCCCUGGACAAGUGCUAUGUCAUCGAGCUCAACACCACCAUCGUGCUGCCCCCUCGCAACUUCUGGGAGCUCCUCAUGAACGUGAAGAGAGGUACCUACCUGCCACAGACGUACAUCAUCCAGGAGGAGAUGGUGGUCACAGAGCACGUCAACGACAAGGAGACCCUGGGCUCCUUCAUCUACCACCUGUGCAACGGGAAGGACACCUACCGGCUGCGGCGCCGGGCAACUCGGAGACGAAUCAACAAGCGUGGGGCCAAGAACUGCAACGCCAUCCGCCACUUCGAGAACACCUUCGUGGUGGAGACGCUCAUCUGCGGGGUGGUGUGAAGGCCUCCCCGCCCUCCCGGUCCCACCCCUGCCUCUCCUCUUUUCUCUUCCUGCCACUCUCUGGCCUUCCUUCCCCUCUCUUAGCUUGUACUUUGGACGCCAUUCCAUAGAUGUGACGUGCCUCCCUGUUCCCAUCAAGCCCUGCCCUCUCCCUGUCCCAGAGCCAUGACCUCUCAAGGCCCCCACCUCCGCUGACGUCCCGGGCCUGGGGGACAGAGAGGGCGCCCUGAGAUGGUGUCUGUGACCACCAUCUUAAAGUGGGGUCCUCUGGGGAGGACUGGAUGGAGGGGCUGGGCACGUGGGGGUCUUGGGCUAGGGGAUAGGGUGUGGGGAGGGGUGUGGCGUGGGGUUCAGGAAUGUCUGCACAGUUGGGAAAGUCCUGAAGGCUUUUUUCUUGGAUGGCACACUUCCUCCUGUGUCCCAGCUCCCGGGACUGGGCUGAGGAUGGGGGACUGUGCCAGGGAGGGACCCAUCAGAGCACAAGGGAAGAUGGUUGUCAGUGCCUUCAGCCCACCAGAGGGAGCCUGGAGCCUGGGGGUGGGACUGAGUUUGUCAAGCACAAUCGUUCUCUGAGUGGAACCAAAGAGGGAGGAGCCAGGGCCCCCAGCGCUGGCCCCCCAGGAGCAUGGUAGGGUCCCACAGGCAGAGCCUCGCUGGAACAGGGCAGAGGAGGGUCGCUUCCCCCCCUGUCACUGUGGGGCUGAGCGCAGCACUGACUCGCCAAGUGGGUGGGGGCUCCUGGCUUCCUCCAAGCUUAGAACUGUUGUAGAAGAUCAUGUGGAGGGGAGGGAGAGCCACCUGGUACCUGCACACCCUGCCUCCUCUUUGUUCUGAAAUCCGUCCCCCUCUGCUUUGGGGGAAUGCACCAUUUUUCCUUUUCCUCCUCACUUUUGCAUGUUUUACUGAUCAUUCCUUAUGCUAACCCCUCUGAGCCCUGAGCCUUGAAGAGGAGGCUUCAACGCCUCCAGUCAGGCUUGGGUGCUCCCUGGAGAUGAAACUCUUAAACGCUUUGUAUAUUUUCUCACUUAGAUUUCUUUUCAGAAGUGUCUGUAGAACAAUAAAAAUCUUUGACUUCUGA
Messenger RNA from Myotis lucifugus (little brown bat), 1811 nucleotides. RefSeq names its product integral membrane protein 2C (gene ITM2C). NCBI's taxonomy places the organism in Eukaryota, Metazoa, Chordata, Mammalia, Chiroptera, Vespertilionidae. The record is from RefSeq and is a predicted model, not a curated record. The coding region runs from base 116 to 733 and encodes 205 amino acids. Gene Ontology annotation, biological process: negative regulation of amyloid precursor protein biosynthetic process. Gene Ontology annotation, molecular function: amyloid-beta binding. The transcript has 5 exons. Gene Ontology annotation, cellular component: plasma membrane; extracellular exosome; Golgi apparatus.